Messenger RNA from Limanda limanda (common dab), 2725 nucleotides. It is a transcript of the gene tmem222b, whose product is annotated as transmembrane protein 222b. The record is from RefSeq and is a predicted model, not a curated record. The transcript has 6 exons. The coding region runs from base 3 to 557 and encodes 184 amino acids. NCBI's taxonomy places the organism in Eukaryota, Metazoa, Chordata, Actinopteri, Pleuronectiformes, Pleuronectidae.
UGAUGAUGGCGGAUGUUGUUGAGAAAGACGCCAUGAAGAAUUACCACACAGCGUCCGAGAGAAUCAACCCCGGCACCGGCCGCUUCCCUUUCUGCGUCGUGUGGACGCCCAUCCCCGUGUUAUCAUGGUUGUUUCCAUUUAUUGGCCACAUGGGAAUCUGCACUUCAACUGGAGUCAUUCGAGACUUUGCCGGACCUUACUUUGUCUCAGAAGACAACAUGGGUUUUGGAAAACCAACAAAAUACUGGAUGCUUGACGUAAGCAAAGUCUACGCUAGUGGCUCCAACGCCUGGGACACAGCAGUGCAUGAUGCGUCGGAGGAGUAUAAGAACAGAAUGCACAACCUCUGCUGUGACAACUGUCACUCGCAUGUUGCCAUGGCUCUAAAUCUGAUGCGGUAUGAAAACAGUACCUCGUGGAACAUGGUCAAACUCUGUCUCCUCGCUCUGAUCCACGGAAAGCACGUCAGCUGUGCAGGCUUCCUGAAGACCUGGUUGCCUUUCCUGAUGCUGAUGGGCAUCAUCCUGACAGCGGCCCUGGCCAUCAACCUCCGCUGACCUGGGAGGCCGGUUACGUACACAGUGGAGCCUCCUGCAGGUUGUACGUGGGGGGAUGACCUUUUUAACACCAAGGAUGGGCAAGGGGCAUUACACAGUGUGGAGUGAACGCGACAGAGGACAUGAAGACUACUCACCUCUCAAGAGAAUGCUCAACAGUGUCCCAACAUGCGUACCCAUGCUCAGCCUGUGGAAAGCAGAAAGCUUGUUGCAUUUCUCCAGUGGUGAUACAGAAAUAGCCUGUUGACGGAAACCAUUUAUAUUCAGUUAUGUUGAGAGAAGUGACUGAAAACCCCCUCCCACCACCACCACCACCAGGACCAUACAAACACACUAAAUGGAUUACGAUUGCUGGAUUUUGAUUGUGAAAGACUGUGUACAGGUACAAGCCAUCACCACCUGCAACGUGUAGAAAAUGUCUCGCUGCAUUUAGAGCUGAACAUUGACUAAUUCUCUGAAGGAAUCACAUCUAUGCCUUGCUUUCAGAUGUUGAUGAUCUUGCUUUGUGAGGAAUAACUCAGUGCUUCCAGAAUGCCAUUUUUAUACCCGGGAGUACCAAUGUUAAAACAGUUACAUUCCUUUCAAGGGAAUUUAUUGCAUUACAUUCUUGGUCUCCCAUAGCUCUUCUGCAGUUCUACAGCAACUAACAUGUGCCAGAGCAGUUUGUACAUUUUCUUACUUGUAUUCAGACUAAGGCUAAAUCCAUACUACGAAGAUUUUGUUUGAAAAAUGCAUAAACUCCCCUGCUGAUAUGCCUGGCGUCCACAGUACUCCAAAGCAGCUGGGGGCCCAUUUUAGUUUGAUAACUUUGGGGCUGCGUUUUAGUCUGGACGGGCAGAAACACUCAUGUGGCCAGAGGUCAUGUUAGUUUGAAAAUGCCAUUUCCUAACAAAAUGUUGCAGUAUGGAUGUAGUCUAACUCCUUAAGAUAUUAGAAAGUUUGCAUCUUCUAAAAAGAAAUGUUUUUUAUAUGUGCAUUACAUGUAUCACCUCAUGGAACUAGAUUAAGUAGGUUUACGACUAACACUUUCAUACAGAUCAUCAGUGCAAUGAUUGUACCAACUCAGUGAAUGUGGCUGUGAGAAAAUUUCAAGCAGACUAGUAAAAGCUCCUUCGGUUUUCUAUACUUGUGCCAAAUGGAAGAGAACUGGAGACCAACUCAAACUGUGUCUUUGAAAAUGCUGCUUGUUAUUUAGUGAAACAGCUCAUGACGACUCUUAAGUUAGUGAAUGAAAAGCCUGUUGAUGUCCAAGUUAGGAAACCUGGUUGAAUCUACCUUUCAAGAGAUGUUUUGUUUCAUAUCAGAUCAUUUUGACUUCAUGUGACAAAGCAGUGCCUAAAAACAACCUUCCUCACAUACCCCAUAUUUGAGCUAUUUUCAAAAAGAAAACGCUAAGUCCACAUCAUGGUUGACGCACAAAUUCCGUUGCCAUGGAUUUCUUGAGUAGAUUCAAAUCCCUCAUUGUUUGCAAUCAAACAGGAAAAAAAAGUGUUGAGCCCUCUCUUUGUCCUCGGUGCUGCCAGAAGCAGCAGGUAGCCAGGAUCCUCAGGUUUUUCACACUCCCCGACCCCUGCUGGAUAUCCCCACUUUCUCCCGGCGACGGACCAGCGUCACUCCUGCUGUUUUCCACCUCUGCAGAUCAGAUUCGGAGGUCAUUGUGAAAUGUCAGCACUGUUUUCACGAAGCUUUGAUAAUAUACCUGCCAACAUCCUGCCGUAAUCCAGCACAGAGAGUGUGAGCCUUUAAUUAAAGUCUGUUUGAUUUCUGUGGUAAUGGGGCUAAUACGAGGUAGAGCUAACACAGUGCUUUCUAAACUGGGCUCUCCUCAGAGAGAAAGCAGAUAUUCUUUGGACUUUUUGUGUGUAUUUCAGCCAUGUUGCCUGUAAAUAUUUGAACACAUGUUAUACUGUACACCAGGUGCUCUUUGCAAACUGGAUCACUUACUCUCAGGAUUUAUCCUUUGAAUAAUUUAGUGUCAUCUUUGUUUCGUUUACUCUACUUGUGCAUUUCAUCUCUGCAGAUUUGUGUGCGUGUGUGUGUUUGUGUGCGUGCUUUAGUCAUGCACCCGACAGGAGAGAGCAUGUGAUUGCAUGCCAGCAUGUGUGUAUUGCAUGCAUGCAAGAAAUAGGGAGGGUUUGAGGAAGAAUGAAGUUUACGUUCGACUCAUA